AUGAAGACCAAGGUUUUUGGUGGUGUUCCCGCCGCUGGAGAUGAUGGCGUACAAGACGACAUCGAGAGUGGCGGACGGGGGCUUUCUGAUGACGCUCAGCGACCCACUAUUAACAUACACAGGGGGUUCACUAAGGCAGUCGAUGCUGGACAGAUACAAAUACCCGAUGCUAACCUGUGCGAAAUUUGUUUCGAUGAUGAAGCCAGGGUGGUCCUACUGCCUUGUGGGCAUGGAGGUCUUUGUGAAGGCUGUGCCAAGGAUAUCAUCUCUGCAACGGGUAACUGCUAUCUGUGCCGUCAGCCUGUGAAGUUGGUGGCCAUCGUGGGGCGAAAGGAGCCUUCUAAGCAGCGAACCACGAGUACCGCCAGUCGACUGGGUCGAGAGAUAUCUGACUUGAGCACUGACAACUAUUUUGCCCAAGUUGUGGGCCCUGACCAGCUCCAUCAUCUUGAGAGCCGUGCGGUUGCUGACCGGCAGAGGUCGGUAUCAGCAUCUGCACAUCAAGAGGGUGCCCAGCUGGGCACUCCUGCGGUAGCGCAGCCUCAGAGAAUAUCGUCUGUCGUAGAAGGCUCGGCCCCUUCAGCUGGAGAGGGACCAACUACCGGUCUUGAUGUUGGUGAGGCUCUGGAAGCUCAUACAAGGCCGGAGCAGCAGCAGCAGCCGUCGGAUCGAUCCCCAUGAUAUGCGCGACGAGAGUCCACGAUUGUCUUAUACAAAGCCUUCAAUGACGCUCAUUCGCACUCGAGAUCAUUGUUCUGCCCAUUUUGUACAGUAAGCUGCUGAUCGUCUUUUGAGGCCGCAAUGCUGUCCUCCAGCUUGUCUUGUUAUCGGAUUCGGUUUUUAAACUUGUUUGUACAAUUACUAAAAUUAUUAUUCCUAAAGCUAUUAGUUCCAAUAAAAUCUUGGCAAAAACCCUUGUUGCAUUCUCUUCGUGUUACGUAACCACAAUCUGCACGGAAAACUAUCCUCUCGGUUGGAUGGAUAUAUGCUAUCGAGAGUCCUUCCUCUUAAUAGGGCUCCACUAUAACCUUUGUUGUCACCUGGCAGCAUAUCAACGAUACGCCUCAGAAAGCAGUGGGAGAUAGUUCGCUCUACUCUACAUAUAAGCUAUUGCCCUUUAGUUGUCCUUUUUUCUUGUAACGUGUGAGCUGUACAUAUGUUUC
Molecule: messenger RNA, 1163 nt
Organism: Perkinsus marinus ATCC 50983
Lineage: Eukaryota; Perkinsozoa; Perkinsida; Perkinsidae
Exons: 4
Coding region: 1-681 (226 amino acids)
Biological process (GO): protein ubiquitination
Cellular component (GO): cytoplasm
Molecular function (GO): ubiquitin protein ligase activity
Source: RefSeq, a predicted model, not a curated record